Diaporthe amygdali is the source of this 1497-nucleotide messenger RNA. RefSeq lists its product as uncharacterized. Gene Ontology annotation, molecular function: ribose phosphate diphosphokinase activity; magnesium ion binding. Gene Ontology annotation, biological process: 5-phosphoribose 1-diphosphate biosynthetic process; purine nucleotide biosynthetic process; ribonucleoside monophosphate biosynthetic process. Bases 1 to 1497 code for a protein of 498 amino acids. The transcript has 3 exons. The record is from RefSeq and is a predicted model, not a curated record. Gene Ontology annotation, cellular component: cytoplasm; ribose phosphate diphosphokinase complex. NCBI's taxonomy places the organism in Eukaryota, Fungi, Ascomycota, Sordariomycetes, Diaporthales, Diaporthaceae.
AUGCGGAACACUCUGAUCUUCGCGGGCUCAUCCUGCCCGGUUCUCACAAACAAGAUAUGUGAGAGCCUGGGCAUGCCGCCUGCAGAGGCGGAGCUCUCGCAGUUCUCUAAUGGCGAGACGAGCGUCAAGAUUCUCAACAGUGUCCGAGAGAAGGAUGUCUUCAUCGUCCAAUCGGGCAGUCCGACCAUCAAUGACACCAUCAUGGAGCUGCUCAUCAUGAUCUCGGCCUGCAAAGGCGGCUCUGCUACCAAGAUAACCGCUGUGCUGCCCUACUUCCCGUACAGUCGACAGUCCAAGAAGAAGUCACAUCGAGGCGCCAUCACCGCCAGAAUGCUCUCCAAUCUUCUGGGCGUUGCCGGAGUCAAACAUGUGAUCACUGUUGAUCUGCACGCCUCCCAGAUGCAGGGCUUCUUCAAAUGUCCUGUUGAUAACCUCCAUGCCGAGCCGCUCAUCGCCCGCUGGAUCCGUCACAACGUGCCCAAUUGGAAGGAAGCCGUGGUCGUUUCCAAGAAUGCCGGUGGGACAAAACGUGUCACGUCUCUCGCCGAUGCUUUGAAGCUCAACUUCGGCAUGGUCACAACCGACCGCAAGAGGAGCGGUCCCGGUUUGACACACAGUAUGAUCUUGAAUCAGCUGGAGAAGCUGGAGCCGUUGGAGCCGGCAGCAAACCGGAUUGCGAGGAACAGCUUCGCCGAGCCACUGACGCCGACUCCGCAGGCUGCGCGGUUACGCCGCAGCCGUCUUCAGGCAGCUGAGCAGAGUUCUCCACAGCGCGCCAACGGUUUGCAAGUGCUGACCAACGGCCAAGCGGAAAGCGCAAGCCCAUCUUCGUCGGCCAUUGCUGUUGAGGACCACGCCGACGUGCCUGCCGAGGCGCAGACUGAGGGUCAUGAUUACAAUGAUCAACGAGCUCGAGAAGUCACACACGGACGUCUUGUGCAGGGCCACAUUGUGCCCGAUGAUUUCCCGUCCCCAGCCACGUCGGCUGCAGACACAACCAUCCCUGAUGAAGAUCCUAUGGCGCAGUCCCAGGCAUCGUCCUUCUUCUCGCCAGAUGGGCACGCGCUGGGUGGGUCUGGUGAUGCAGAAGCCAGCUCCGAUGAGGAGGAAGACAAACUCAAGGACCCCAAGAUCGAACACAUGAUCACGCUCGUUGGCGACGUACGGAAUCGUACGGUGCUGAUCAUCGACGACAUGAUUGACAAGUCCGGAUCGUGGAUCGCUGCCGCCGAGACCGUCGUGAAGCGAGGCUUUGCCAAGAAGGUUUACUGCAUUGCGACUCACGGCGUCUUUGGAGGUGAUGCCCUCCAGCAAAUGCAAAAGUGCGAGUGCAUUGAUGCCAUCGUCGUCACCAACAGCUACCCCAUCAAUGAGGAAGCGGCCAGGAAUGCGUCCAAGCUUACCGUGCUCGACUUGUCAUUCCUCCUGGCUGAGGCCAUUCGACGCAGUCACUACGGUGAAUCAAUCAGUCCGCUGUUUCAACAUAUACAAGACUAG